GGCCGGCCAUGCAGAUGGAGGGGGCGGGACGCGGGCGCCGUGACUCGGAGCCCCGGAAGAGCGGAGAAACCCCGUAUAAAACCUACCGGGGACCUUCCCCGGGCAGAAGCACGGCGGCUCCGCAGACGGCUGCAGCCGGCCGGGAGCGCGGCGCGGCGGCCUCUGCGCGGCGGGGAGGCGGCUCUGCGGCUCGGCGCCUUCCCCGCCGCGGCGCUGCGCUUCUGCCCCUUCCGCCGCGCCGCGCUGCGCCGCCCGCCGCGGGGGCCCCGCGCCCGCCGCGCUCCGCGGCCGCUCCGCGGGCUGAGCAGCGCCGCUGACCGCGCGCUUUCCCCCCCCGCCAGGCGCGGAGCAGGCGCGGCCGCCGGGGCCCGCGGCGGCGCGGUGCCAUGGCCGAGGACGGCGGGACUUGCGCGGGCUGCGGCGAGAGCGCGCACUGCAACGUGCUGAGCUGGGAGCAAGUGCAGCGCCUGGACCGCAUCCUGGGCGAGACCAUCCCCAUCCACGGCCGCGGCAACUUCCCCACGCUGGCCAUGCAGCCGCGCCUCAUCGUCAAGGUGGUGCGGAGCCGCCUGGAGCUGCGCGGCAUCGGCGUGCGCGACGUGCGCCUCAACGGCUCGGCCGCCAGCCACGUCCUGCACCAGCACAGCGGCCUGGGCUACAAGGACCUGGACCUCAUCUUCUGCGCCGACCUCAAAGGGGAGGCCGAGUUUCAGACUGUGAAGGACGUGGUCUUGGACUGCCUCUUGGACUUCUUGCCCGAGGGGGUGAACAAGGAGAAGAUCACGCCGCUCACCCUCAAGGAAGCUUAUGUGCAGAAAAUGGUAAAAGUAUGCAAUGAUUCAGAUCGAUGGAGUCUCAUCUCCUUGUCCAACAACAGUGGCAAAAAUGUGGAGCUGAAAUUUGUGGACUCUCUGAGGCGGCAGUUUGAAUUCAGUGUCGAUUCCUUUCAAAUCAAGCUAGACUCCCUGCUGCUUUUUUAUGAGUGCUCAGAGAAUCCGAUGACUGAAACUUUUCACCCGACUAUCAUUGGCGAGAGCGUCUAUGGGGAUUUCCAGGAAGCCUUUGAUCACCUCUGCAACAAGAUAAUCGCCACCAGAAACCCAGAAGAAAUCCGAGGAGGUGGUCUACUUAAGUACUGCAACCUUUUGGUAAGGGGCUUUAGGGCUGCCUCUGAAUCCGAGAUUAAGUCCCUGCAGAGAUAUAUGUGUUCGAGAUUUUUCAUUGACUUCUCAGACAUUGGAGAGCAGCAGAGAAAGCUGGAGUCCUACUUGCAGAACCACUUUGUGGGAUUAGAGGACCGCAAGUAUGACUAUCUCAUGACCCUUCACGGUGUGGUGAAUGAGAGCACGGUGUGCCUGAUGGGACAUGAGAGGAGACAGACUCUUAAUCUGAUCACCAUGCUGGCCAUCCGGGUCCUGGCCGAGCAAAAUAUCAUCCCCAAUGUGGCCAAUGUCACCUGCUAUUACCAGCCAGCCCCAUAUGUAGCAGAUGCCAACUUCAGCAAUUACUAUAUUGCCCAGGUUCAGACGGUGUUCCCUUGCCAGCAGCACACCUACUCUACUUGGCUGCCCUGUAAUUAAGGACCAUGAUUAGCAGACCUGGCAGGGAGAACGUUUCUUAACAUGUAGGAAGGGGCGAUGCGCCCCUCUGAAAUGGGGUGUUUUGUGCAAUGAUGAUCUGCUCUGGUUUGCAAGCUUGGUAAAAGCUUGUGGUUCUCUUAAUAAAUAACAGGAGCAUGAUCUAGAAGGAGCCCCCACAUAAUUGGAUCCUACCCCAGAGCACAAGAGGCCUGUCAUUAAAAGCAAACAGCUUCCCCUGAAAGAAGCGAGGGAGGAAUGCUUGAUGACAAUAUGGGUUGGCAAUACCUGCUCCCAUAGCUUUGGCAUAGAGAAGGUGGGAAAGCCUUAUUUUUUUUUUAUUUUCGUUCUUUCUUUAGAAUGGGAUCUGCAAAAGGGAGAAUAUGAAAGAAACAAAAAAACAACAAAAACGAAAAAAACAAAAAUAAUUCUAUAUAUAUAUUCAGGAAUUAAAAGUAGAGGCAUAAAGCAGAGAUAAGCUGAAUAAAAGUGUAUAUUGGAAUUACUGCAUUUGGGGCUUGCAGCAAGUGCCAUCUAUGGAAUGAUCCUGCAGAAUGUAUAGCUUGCUUGAAUAGAAAUGCUUUAACAGAAACAGCUUGCUCCAAAUGAACAGUAGUAGAUUGGUACAAUUAUAAAAACAGAAGCACGUACGAUGACAAAGUCCAUUAUUUCCAGCUGUGUGCAUGCCUCACAUUUUAAAAAUGUGACAAUGCAAGAGAACCAGCUGUGGCAAGCAAAAUGUACUUAAGGACCAAAGAUUUCACAGAUAAGUUAUCCGAGCAAAGAAGAUACAGUAGAGUAUAUAUAUAUAUAUAUAUAUACACAUAUAUAUAUAUUAAAAAGAAAAAAGAUGUUGCUAUAUUUGUACACACCAAUAGUAAUCAAAAGUGCCUGAUGCCUUCAUAAAAUUUGAAGUGAGAAGAUAUAGUUUUGUGGUUUAACCAUGCAUUUUGUUUUAUCAGGGACACAAGGAUUAAAAACAAAUAACAUAAGCUUGUGAAUAAGUGGUGGAGGAAAUGCCCUAUUUUUUUUCUUGGCAAAUACUUGUAUAGAGUUAAUGUUACGUUGGUGUGAUAUUAUCCUAGGUACGUGUGUGUAUGUGUGUAUAUAUGUUUGUGUGUGUAUAUAUGUACAUGUUAUAUGUGUAUAUCUAUAUAUAUACACACACAAUAUAUAUUAAUAUGGUCUAGGAAAAUGUAGCAAUUAAGGAAUGUUUAAAUAAAGUACUAUGUGUUUUCCAGUUUGCAACAGGACGUCAUAGGACAGUGGGUACCUUGCAGUGAAUUUUUUUAACCCACACCUGAAAAAAUUGGAGUAGAUGAACCAGUCAGGAUUAAGGUGGGAUUCAGAUAAUGUCUUUGGUUGCAAGAACAAGGAUUACAGUAAUUCAGUGGGUUGCUUGUGAGCCAUAAUAAUUCCACAAAUGGAGAAACAUAUGACUAGCUAAUUUUUUUUUAACUAUUUUGUACUGUAAUGCCAUUUUGACAUUUAACCCACUAAUGUUGUGACUGCAUACCUCCAUGAUGUAUAAUUCAGUGGAACGUGGAUCAAAGAUAGGUUUAUUUAAACCCCCUGACAGCUAAAGGAUAUUGUAUUAGUUGGUGAUUUGAACACUAAUUGUUAAUAUUUAAAGGAAUAUUUUAAUAGAAUGCAUUAUGCAUUCCAGGACCACUAGAAUUUAGUAAAUGUGAAAUGAACCCUUUUUAAGAGUGUUGCACGAUUGCUUAAAAUUAUAUUUUUAAAUAUAUAUAUAUUAUAUAUAUAUAUUUUUAUGCAAAUAUUAAACAUCUUUGAUCUGGUUGUCACACUGCAUUUACAAUUUCAGUACUGUACUUUAUUUAAAUGGAAUCACUUUACAUUGGAACAAUAACUAUUCACUUUCAUUUCCUCUCCCGAAAGAUCAGUAGGAGGAAAAUCAGCCUCUGCUGUUGUUUUCACUUAGUGACAUCUCGGAAGGUGUUAAAUUCUUUGUUGGGCUUUGAAAACCUAAUGACUAAACGACACUCGAGUCUAAUAUUUUGCUUUUUCUUACUGAAAGAAAAGAAAAAAGGAGAGGAGGAAGAAAAAAAGCGGGGGGGGGGGAUUCAGGCUUUGGGAAGAAAACGCGCGGCGACCUGCGUGGUCGCAGGCUCGGUGGUGCCUCUGAGGCGGCAGGGAGGAGGGCGAGGGACAGGGCCUGUCUCCGGCGGUGGAUUUUCCCUGCGGAGCGACCGAGGUACAUCUGUUUUUGUCACGCUUGGUACUUUUAUCUCCAAAAGCAGUUUAGCAGGAACCUGGUUUGUUCCCUGAAGCACCUUCCCGUGAAUUCUGCAGGAGCUGCACAGAACUGUUGGGCGCUGUUUGCUGGUAGACCUGGCCCCCGCCACGGGACGCCCCGUCUUGUCCCCCGCGCCGGCCGUGCAAGGCCCUUCGCGGCAGUGGCGCCGAGGCCAGGUUUGUCUCCGGUGGCCUGGGAUCCCCCAUUUGUGGAUGGGGAUGGAAAGGCGCCUGUCGGAGCGACGCGCUCGCCCGUGCCUCCUCGGAGGGCUGUGAGCGGAAGCAAAGGGGAGGGCUGGGGAAAUAGGAUCAGCUGGUAAUGUGGUAUGUCUUCUCUCACCACAACUAUUUGCAGCAAAUAAAUGAGUCAUCCGCUAUUUACAAGGGUUUGAGAAUCUAUAGCUGUGCCACAACCACAAAAUGCUGAUAAUACAUGACACAAUGUAUUUUUCCUUUGAAGGACCUUUUUUUUCCAUUGCUUAAAAGCAGAUUUUGAUUUAUUUCCUUUCGGCUCAAAUUUUAUUGUGUUUUUUAUGAUUGGCAGCAGCUAGUUAUCUUAUAGUGCAUGCAGCAGAGCUCUGAGCUAAACCGCACCUUUUGGCGUUCGCAUUUUGAUACAUAUAUAAUAUGUUUCUAUAUAUAUUAUAUAGGUAUUAUGGAUCUGUUUUGCAUAUGUUAAUGGUCAAGUGCUGGAACUGGUAGAGCUUUGCUUUAUCUGUGACUGGUAGUUUAAAAGGUGCCUGGUGUUAGUGGUGGGGAGAAGGCAUGAGUUCAGGCCAAGAGUAAAAUAAGAACCCCUUUUCAAAGCUGGUUUAUUUCUGUGGUUUGCACACCUUCCCCUGCAUAAAGUCUGACCUUUUUUUUAACUGUUUUUUUGCCCGUCUUCAGCACACUGGUACUUUGAAAGUUAACAACCGCAUUCUUGCUCUGUAGCCUUCGUUUUUCCCAUCCAAUCAGAUAUAAGGUUAGAACUUGCUACAGGAGACAGUGCCCCUUUUAAAGAGCUGAACUGAUUAAAAACAUUGACCUGAUUACAGUAAAACUGUUUGUGCCACAGCUGAAUUUAUUGCUAACCAACAGGGAGCUAGACUUGGUUAAAUGUAGCUAUCGUGAAACAACUGAGAGCUUUGAAAUGGGAUUUAAAAAAAAAUUUUUUUUUCUGAGAUGGAGCUAUCCCCCAAAAUGCAAGAAAAUUUCUUCUAAAAAUAGAAGGGCAAUUAGAACACCAAAAAGAUCAUAUUUUUGUAGUUUUUCAUAUUAUACUUAAAAAUGUUUUUGUUUUAUCUUGCACAAAAGCCUUCACACAAAUCUUGUAAAUACCUCUUGUUAAAUGCUUGGUCUGCAUCAUGUCAUAGGCUCCUACCAGUUUACCAGUUCAAAAGAAGCUUUUCUUUUUUUUUUUUUUCUUUUAACUGAGAAAAUGAAGUGUGUUAGAUAAAACUGCACAGCAAAGGAAAAGAUGUAAUUGCAUAUUCAGCUCCUAUUUGAAUAUACUCUUUUGUAUGGUUUUCUUUAAGCAGAGAGUUUCCCUUGCAAGAAAGGAAAUCAGUGUACUGUUUUGCUGUUGUAAUAAUGGUUUGCUAACAAAAUAAAUAGUAAAAAAAAAAAAAAAAAGCCUGCAAAUUUCAAGACAGCUUGGCUAAAGCACUGCAAGCUUCUGCAGUCUGUAGGAGUCUGUGCAGAUUUGCUUUCCCUCAGAUUUCCUUACAACUGUUGCCUUCUGCAAGGCAUCCUGUUGCAGCAAGCUGCUCCUUGGAUUGCUCUUUUGGAACAUUUUGACUAUAGGCUUUGUCACAGACAGAAAAAGAGCUGAUGGGAAACAGACUCUAGAGGGAACAGAUUGUGAAUUUUGUUUACAGCAUCCAAUAUUUGGAUUUUUUUGUAAAUAAAAAGAAGUUAUUUUUUUCUAUUGA
This is a messenger RNA of Dromaius novaehollandiae (emu), 5746 nucleotides long. It is a transcript of the gene TENT5A, whose product is annotated as terminal nucleotidyltransferase 5A. The coding region runs from base 387 to 1580 and encodes 397 amino acids. The transcript has 2 exons. Gene Ontology annotation, molecular function: poly(A) RNA polymerase activity; RNA binding. NCBI's taxonomy places the organism in Eukaryota, Metazoa, Chordata, Aves, Casuariiformes, Dromaiidae. Gene Ontology annotation, biological process: mRNA stabilization. The record is from RefSeq and is a predicted model, not a curated record.